AUGAACUCUGGUAGAAUCAACAUGCGAAAAUAUUCGCAUAUCAUUCGAAAUGGGACCGGUGUUCCGGCCGGCGAUGCCGUAUUGGCCCUGGAUCUAAAGCCAACCAGAAACGAAGUACAUCAGUACAAGCAUGUGAAAACAGCGCGCUUCAAUUUCGACCUCGAGUGUGAAAAGGCCGCUAGCGCUGGUGAUAUAAUUGUCAUGUUCUGCACAUCUUCAAUUCCCAGUUUAAAGAAAGACGGCAGAUACUAUGUCCCGCGGAAUUGCAUUCUAGUGGCGAAGGAAAACUGGGAUGAGUAUUUCGGCCCUUACGCAGCCAGAGCAGGCUUGUUUGCGGAGUUACUUAGGGAGUGA
Molecule: messenger RNA, 354 nt
Organism: Aspergillus chevalieri
Lineage: Eukaryota; Fungi; Ascomycota; Eurotiomycetes; Eurotiales; Aspergillaceae
Exons: 1
Coding region: 1-354 (117 amino acids)
Source: RefSeq, a predicted model, not a curated record